AUGGCUUCCCACACCAAUUUAUCUUUCGUAUUCCCAGCAGACGAAGAAGAAGUUAUCGGACAUCCAACGCCACUGUUCUCCGCCACUCCUCCUCCUCGUCGUCGCCAAUGGUGGUCACGACCAAUAGCUAUUCAUCCGGCAUUUAAUGGUCGUCAACCCACUUUCAAGGAAAAAGCGGCUUACUGUUCACCCUGUUGCGGCGGCCUUUUCACCUUCGUCGCCGUGAUCUUAAUCUUAUACUUCGCUGACAAAGCUCACUGCCACGCCAAAUUCUCCAUCCAGUCAAUCACCGUCCUCCCUCCCCCGCCACUUGGCACGUUGAUUUCCUCGUGA
Molecule: messenger RNA, 333 nt
Organism: Microthlaspi erraticum
Lineage: Eukaryota; Viridiplantae; Streptophyta; Magnoliopsida; Brassicales; Brassicaceae
Source: the annotation of a GenBank genome assembly